This is a messenger RNA of Coccomyxa subellipsoidea C-169, 1113 nucleotides long. RefSeq names its product DUF6-domain-containing protein. The record is from RefSeq and is a predicted model, not a curated record. The coding region runs from base 1 to 1113 and encodes 370 amino acids. Gene Ontology annotation, molecular function: transmembrane transporter activity. Gene Ontology annotation, cellular component: membrane. The transcript is spliced from 6 exons. Lineage: Eukaryota; Viridiplantae; Chlorophyta; Trebouxiophyceae; Coccomyxaceae.
AUGCUGAGCUGCAAGAGGCUUCUCACUCUCUGGAUACCCCUCGGAAAGAAGCUCGUACCUGUCCCGGCGUGGCACUGCCAGCUGGCACUGGCCUUGACACAGACGGCCUUCUGCAUCGGCAGCGUGUACCUCAAGUCCUGCCUGCGCCAAGUGAACUCUGCCAACGGCCAAGUAUUCCACCCCAUCAUCUAUGCCUUCCUGCGGGAAGUAAUCGCGGGGCCCAUCAUGUGCGCCAUGGCGUGGUUCAUGACAGGGCUGCUGCCGAGGAGGGUGGAUCUGGUGCGGGUGAUGGCGCUGGGGCUGUGCCUGUACUUCAACCAGCUCUUCUACAUUGUGGGCAUCGACAUGUCGGGCGUGGUUGUGGCCACCUGCAUGCAGCCCACCAUCCCAGUCUUCACCGCCAUGAUCGCCGUGCUACUCAACCUGGAGGCCGGCUCCCUCCAAAAGUUCAUCGGCAUCGCGCUCGCAGUCGGCGGCUCCAUCUGCAUGGUGUUGGGGGGCGUGGGGGGGCACCACACGGCGGCUGAGGGACGGCACCUGAUGCUGGGCAACAUGUUCCUGCUGCUCAACACGCUCGCGAUGGCCUGCUACUACCUCAGCGCGAAGCAGCUGGUGGCCAAGUACCCGGCCAUCUGCGUGGCGGCCUGGUCAUACGUGACGGCGGCGGUGUGCAUGGGGGCCACUGCGCUGCUGUUUGUGGAGCAGGACGGCUGGGAGGUGCCCCGGCAGCUGUGGGGCCCGCUGGUCUACUGGAUCUUCAUAUGCUCCGUCAUCGGCUAUUACGUCGUCACCUGGGCCACGCAGUACUUGCCCGCCUCGCAGGUGGCUGCGUUCCAGUGCCUGCAGCCGAUGGUGGGGACGGUGCUGGCGUUUGCAGUGUUGGGGGAGGAGCCGUCGAUCUGGGACUUGGGCGCUGUUGGAGUGUUUGCGGGGCUGUUGCUGGUUGUGAGUGACAGGAAGGACGCCAAGGAGCAUCCUGUCAUGUUGGGCAUGCGGCGAAUACUGAGCCAGCAGAAGCUGCUGCAUGGGCAGCUGUCUGGCGUGCUCCGGCCGCAGCAGAAGUUGAAGACUGCCAAGUCUGGGGGCAAGGCUGCCUGGCAGGAGGUUGUGUAG